AUGCCUUUUACAGAUGCACAAAAGCAAAAACGCUAUCGUGAAAAUUUGAAAGCCAAAGGCUUAUAUCAAAUAAUGAAAGCCAAACAUACUGUACGAAUGAGAAUAUAUCGUCAAAAUCUAACAGGCACAAGAAAACAAGAUUAUGAUAAAAAACAUGCAGAAUCACAAAGAGCUUAUCCUCAAGCAGUUGGUAUUGUGCCCCGAAAUAAUCAUCAACGUACUACUCGAAAGUUAUCAUCAAAAAUAAAAAAUAGUAUAAUUUUAUUUUAUGGUCGAGAUGAUAUUUCGUACCAAAUGCCUGGAAAGCGUGAUACUAUUGUCGUCAACGAUAAUGGAAAUAAAACAACAUAUCAAAAAAAAAUUCUUCUUUAUACUAUUCGAGAAGCAUACGAACUUUUUCUUGCUGAGAAUCCAGGUAUUUCUGUGGGUCGAACGGCUUUUGCUGAAAUACGUCCUAAACAUAUUCCAGUGAAGUCGUCUAUGGCGCAUCGUGUAUGCAUUUGCAUAUACCAUGAAAACGUGAAUUUACUUUUAAAUAGUUUAUCUAAACAUGUCAAUGGAUCAUUUUGUUCAAAUUUAUAUUCAUUUACAUCGGCUCUUGUUUGUGAUGAGUCAAAUUAUGAUUGUAUGUCAUCUAAUUGUUUUACUUGUGAAAAUUAUUUCGAUUUAAAUAUUAAAAAUAAUGUUAUUGAUAGACAUGUUCAAAUAAAAUGGUACCAAUGGAAGCAUAUUAAUGGUUAUGCCACAAAAGAAGAGCAACAAGGAUCAGUUGAACAAGGUAUUGAAUUAUUAUCUUCUAAAGUGAAGACAUUUCUAUUACAUGUUUACAUUAAACGUCAACAAAGUAAAUUUUUUGAAGAAUCAAAGACCAAUACCGAUAAUAAAAAAAAAAAAAUUCAAGUUGAUUAUAGUGAAAAUUUUGAAAUAAAACAGCAAGAUGAAAUUCAAUCUGCUCAUUGGAGUUCCAAGUCGGUCUCUAUCUUUACAGCUCAUGCUUGGUGUGGUACGAACAAUUAUUCAUUUGCAUUAGUAUCAAAUAAUAUCAGUCAUGACAAAUAUUGUAUUUACAAUUGUAUUACUUAUAUCAUUAACAAAUUGAAACAAUAA
Messenger RNA from Rotaria sp. Silwood1, 1107 nucleotides. NCBI's taxonomy places the organism in Eukaryota, Metazoa, Rotifera, Eurotatoria, Philodinida, Philodinidae. The record is from the annotation of a GenBank genome assembly.